Ochotona princeps (American pika) is the source of this 1773-nucleotide messenger RNA. It is a transcript of the gene SLC37A1, whose product is annotated as solute carrier family 37 member 1. Gene Ontology annotation, molecular function: glucose 6-phosphate:phosphate antiporter activity. Lineage: Eukaryota; Metazoa; Chordata; Mammalia; Lagomorpha; Ochotonidae. Gene Ontology annotation, biological process: phosphate ion transmembrane transport; glucose-6-phosphate transport. Gene Ontology annotation, cellular component: endoplasmic reticulum membrane. Bases 81 to 1682 code for a protein of 533 amino acids. The transcript is spliced from 19 exons. The record is from RefSeq and is a predicted model, not a curated record.
CCACCCCCACGUGCAUGCCCUGAAGCCUUGGGGGUGACACUGGGACCCGGCAAGCACAACCCAGAUCAGCAGCAGCGUAGAUGGCUCGACUCCCCAUGGGCAUCCGCUUCUUCGUCUCUUUCUCCAGGGACCAGUGGUACAGAGCCUUCAUCUUCACCUUGACCUUUGUGCUGUACGCGAGUUUCCACUUGUCCCGCAAGCCCAUCAGCAUAGUGAAGGGGGAGCUGCACAGGUACUGCACCACCUGGGAGGAGGCUGACGUCAGAUCCAGCGGCGAUGGCGGCAGAGCCGGGUACGCGCCCCCUCGCCAGCUCCAAGUCAACCAGACAGACUGCGGCUGGGCACCAUUUGAUAAGAGCAACUACCAGCAGCUGCUCGGGGCCCUGGACUACUCCUUCCUGUGCGCGUAUGCCGUGGGCAUGUACCUCAGCGGCAUCAUCGGGGAGCGCCUGCCAAUCAGGUACUACCUGACGUUCGGCAUGCUGGCCAGCGGUGCCUUCACUGCCCUCUUCGGGCUCGGCUACUUCUAUGAUGUGCACAGCCUGAGCUUCUACGUGGUGACUCAGGUCAUCAACGGGCUGGUGCAGACCACCGGCUGGCCCAGCGUCGUCACCUGCCUUGGCAACUGGUUUGGGAAAGGAAGGCGAGGCCUGGUCAUGGGCGUCUGGAACUCACAUACGUCUGUGGGCAACAUCCUCGGGUCCCUGAUCGCUGGCUACUGGGUGUCCACCUGCUGGGGCCUGUCCUUCGUCGUGCCCGGGGCCAUCGUGGCAGCCAUGGGCAUCGUAUGCUUCCUCUUCCUCAUUGAGCAUCCGAAGGACAUCCGGUGCUCCUCCUCCCUGCUGGCGCAUGCCAGAGGCUGUGAGAACAGCACAAAUCGAUUCCGAGUACAGAAGACAAGCUUGAGCAGUGACAAGAGCAGGCCGCUGGACCCCGAGAUGCAGUGCCUGCUGCUGUCAGACGGCAAGAGCUCCGGCCACCCGAACCACGUGGUCGUCCUUCCGGGGGACGGGGGCAGCGGCAUGGCCGCCAUCAGCUUCCUGGGGGCCUUGAGGAUCCCGGGGGUCAUCGAGUUCUCGCUGUGUCUGCUGUUUGCCAAGCUGGUCAGCUACACCUUCCUCUUCUGGCUGCCACUGUACAUCACGAGCGUGGAUCACCUGGACGCCAAGAAAGCUGGCGAGCUCUCCACCCUGUUCGAUGUGGGCGGGAUCUUCGGUGGGAUCCUGGCAGGCGUGAUCUCAGACCGCCUGGAGAAACGGGCCUCCACCUGCGGCCUCAUGUUGCUGCUGGCGGCACCCACGCUCUACAUCUUUUCCACCGUCAGCAGGAUGGGCCUAGAGGCCACCGUGGCCAUGCUGCUGCUCAGUGGGGCCCUGGUCAGCGGGCCCUACGCGCUCAUCACCACUGCCGUCUCUGCCGACCUGGGCACUCACAAGAGUCUGAAGGGGAACUCCCACGCCUUGUCCACCGUGACGGCCAUCAUUGAUGGGACUGGCUCCGUAGGAGCCGCCCUGGGUCCUCUGCUGGCCGGCCUCAUCUCCCCGUCCGGGUGGGGCAACGUGUUCUACAUGCUGAUGUUUGCUGACGCCUGUGCCUUGCUGUUUCUGAUCCGCCUCAUCCACAAGGAGCUGAGCUGUCCAGGUCCAGUGGCGAGUGACCAGGCUCCACUGAAGGAACACUGACAGCCAGUUGUCCGUCACAUGCUGUCCCUGGAGAAGUUAGCUGAGGCAUCCUGUGUUGGGGAGCACGGCUGAGCUUGCCUUUCACACCCCG